AUGUCCAUGUUCUCCUCAGCCUUUAAAUCCAUAUCUGCCACCAACAUUACCGGCAACUACUCCAUCUCUCCAGACCCCACAUCCACGGCCGGCCCUUGGAGGAUACACGAUGCCAAGAAAAAGUCCACCGGGAAGGCAUACAGCGUCUUCAUCUUCGACAGGAAGUCCCUCGAUUCGCACGGGAACUCGCUAGGUCGGUCCGGAGCGUCCUCCUUCAAGCGCGCCGCCGAUGAGGUUGUCGAACGGUUGCGGAAAGAGGCGUCGAGCCUCGCGAAAUUGCGACACCCGAAUAUAUUAGAGCUUGUUGAGCCCGUGGAAGAUACUAGGGGCGGAGGCCUUCAGUUUGUCUCCGAGGCCGUUACUGCGAGUCUUUCGAGCUUACUGGCCGAGAAGGAUGACAGCGAGAGAAGCGGCGGUCCGGGCGGACGAUCCAGCCGGUUCGUCGUGGAGGAUGCCGAUGGUGUGAGAAGGAGAAGGGAACUCGAAAUUGACGAGCUGGAGAUACAGAAGGGCUUGUUGCAGAUUAGCAAGGCUCUGGAGUUUUUACACGAUAAUGCGGGGCUAGUCCACGGCAAUCUCACACCAGAUGCUGUCCUCGUGAAUGCAAAGUCCGACUGGAAGAUUAGUGGUCUCUCUUUCUGCUCUCCAGCAGAGGGCUCGAAUAAGCCCACAUCUAUCCAAGGGAUCAGCCUCUCCGAGGUGCUCAAUAUUGAUCCAAGACUUCCGCGAUACGUUCAGUUGAACCUCGACUAUAGCUCGCCCGACUUCAUACUCGACAAUAAUCUUAAUACAUCCGCAGAUAUGUUCUCGCUAGGGUUACUCUGCAUCGCUCUGUACAACUCGCCACAUCGAUCUCCUCUGGAAGCACAUGGAAGUGUAUCCACGUACAAGCGGCUGUUUUCUUCCUCAUCAACUAUACCAUCCAUAUCUAAUAAAUUUCUCGCCUCGGGAAACCUGCCUCGGGAUCUUUCCACCCAUGUGCUACCACGCCUCAUCACUCGUCGGCCCGCCCAACGCAUGACGGCAAAGGAGUUCCAAGAGAGCGAGUACUUUGACAAUAUCCUUGUGUCUACCAUCCGAUUCCUCGACGCCUUCCCCGCCAAAACUUCCGCGGAGAAGUCUCAGUUCUUGCGCGGUUUGGUAAAGGUCCUGCCUAGCUUUCCGAAAUCCGUGAUGGAAAAGAAGCUUUUGCCGUCGCUAUUAGAUGAGAUGAAGGAUAAAGAGUUGAUUUCUCUCAUUUUACAAAACGUCUUCAAGAUUAUCGAGCUUCUCCCAUCCGCUAAGCGCGCCUUCGGAGACAAGGUGCGCCCAGCUCUAAGAGAGACUUUUGUUGUGCCUCCUCCUAGCUCCAAGUCAGCGCCACCACAAACACAUGAGAAGGAUCCCGCUAAAGAUGCCGGCCUCAUGGUUGUGUUGGAGAAUAUGCCCUCUAUUUGUAAGAACUCGUCUGGGAAAGAAUUCAAAGAUGACAUUCUCCCGGUGGUCGUGACCGCCAUUGAAUCUCCUACUCACUCGCUUGUGGAUGCUGCCUUGAGGGGCCUUACCGUUAUCCUUCCAGUCCUCGACUUUAGCACCAUUAAGAAUGAACUCUUCCCGGUUAUUGCGACUGUAUUCAGCAGGACAAACAGCUUGCAAAUCAAGAUCCGCGGCCUACGCGCAUUUGUCAUCCUGUGCGGUGGAUCCCCUGAUUCACCCGGAGACGACGGAUUGGAUGGAUUGAGUGGAAACAAGAAGUCGUCGUCCUCCUCAAGCGCCCUCGACAAGUAUACUAUGCAGGAGAAGAUCGUACCUCUCAUCAAGGCCAUAAAGACCAAGGAACCAGCGGUUAUGAUGGCGGCCCAUGAGGUCCUCAAAGUCGUGGGUCAGACGGCGGAUAUCGAGUUCAUCGCCCUAGACAUUCUCCCUAUUCUCUGGAACAUGAGUCUCGGCCCUCUCCUCAGCCUCAAACAGUUCCAGGCGUUUAUGGAUCUCAUCAAAAGCCUCUCUCGAAAAGUCGAAGAUGAGCACUCGAAGAAACUGCAAGAACUCACGGGGCCGUCCAACGGCGCCACGGCGGCGCCUGCCGAGGAUUUUAUGGCAUUCGGCGGCCUUACUGGCACGGCGUUCGAUCCGGCGAACGGCAGCGACGAAAACGACUUUGAGGCGCUUGUCAAGGGGAGGUCGUCGACGUCGAAGGACACAAGUCAUGGCGGGACAUUCCCUAGCUGGGACGAUAACCCACCUAGCGCAUCCGCGUCAGCUGUCAGCCGCUCGGCGGGUUCCCCACAGCCACCAACAUUCUCCUGGUCGACGCCGACUGCUACGCCCAAGCCUGGGCAGCUCGGUGCGAUAAAGACCCAGCAGCAAGGUUCGGGCUUUAGAACUGUCACGCCCGAUCUUUCUGGUUUCGGCGCUCUCACUCCGACGUCCACCCAGUUCUCGAAACCGCUACAGCCGGCGCAACCGAUGCAGUCAGCGUUUCCACCCCCUCCGCUUUCGCAAAGCCAUACUGGUACGUCGACAUCUUCCAUCAACUGGCCAUCGGGCGGCGCUCCUGCCGCCACUUCCUUGUCCAAUCCAUGGGCCUCCACGACUAGCUCCACGAUGGGGCAGCAGCAAGCUUCUUCCUCGGCGUUUGGAAACCUCGGUUCGUCAAUGAAUAGCCUCGCGCUCAACGCACAGCGUCCGAUGGGCUUGCAGCCGUCAUCGUCGUCAACGUCCUCGUUCUCGUUGCCACCGCCACCAACAACGAAUACGGGUGGCUCUUCGUCAUUUAGCCUCCCACCGCCCCAGGCGUCAGCGCCCGCCGGCGGAAAUGUCUGGGCAACUCAGACUUCAAAGGGAGGAAUGGGUAUGGGUAUGGGUAUGGCAUCCAUGGCAAAGCCGGCCAUGUCUAAUCUGCAGAAUACAGGGAUGGGAAUGGGAAUGGGCGCUGGUGCACCAGUUGGAAACAUGAUGGGUAUGGGAACGGGUAUGGGAGCAGCUAAUAACCAGGCGAAGCCGAAGAGCGGACUUGAUAAGUAUGAAAGUUUGCUCUGA
This is a messenger RNA of Scedosporium apiospermum, 3018 nucleotides long. Its product is annotated as Protein kinase domain-containing protein ppk32. NCBI's taxonomy places the organism in Eukaryota, Fungi, Ascomycota, Sordariomycetes, Microascales, Microascaceae. Gene Ontology annotation, biological process: protein phosphorylation. Gene Ontology annotation, molecular function: ATP binding; protein kinase activity. The transcript is spliced from 3 exons. Bases 1 to 3018 code for a protein of 1005 amino acids. The record is from RefSeq and is a predicted model, not a curated record.